Eutrema salsugineum is the source of this 1644-nucleotide messenger RNA. RefSeq lists its product as uncharacterized. NCBI's taxonomy places the organism in Eukaryota, Viridiplantae, Streptophyta, Magnoliopsida, Brassicales, Brassicaceae. The transcript has 5 exons. The record is from RefSeq and is a predicted model, not a curated record. Bases 1 to 1644 code for a protein of 547 amino acids.
AUGGAGAGGGGUGAGGAUUUGCAAAAUGGUUUGGUGGGAGUUGGUGGAAACUCAGAGCUUGGAGAGAAAGCUUUAGGGAUUGGUGCUCAAGAUGAUGAGGCAGAAUGGGAAACCGUUAAACCCAUUUCCUCAAAUCGGAGUAAGGGGAAGCAAACAAAGGAGGUGGAGGAGGUGGUUUUAUUUUCGAGAUUUGAUUCUCUGUUAGAGAAUGAGGAUCAAGAUGGGGGAGAGGAGGUUGCAGAAUCGAGAGAAGGGGAAGAAGUGUUGGAGAAGGAGGUUGAAAAAGAAGAGGUUUCAGUGCAGAACUUGCUUCUGUCGAGCAAGGAAAAAUCACGAAAAGCUGGGGAAAAAGGUGUAGUUCGGAUCUCACUCUCACGAGAAUCCAAAUCGUCACACAAGUUUGUACAGCAGGCAGUAAAACCGAGCACUCAGACUUCUCCAGGGAACAGUUCGGUUAGAGUUACUCCGGUUUUUAAAAGCAGUCAGCUUAUUACUGUCUUGGUGAAGUUGCAAGGUAUGGAUGAGGAGUUUCUUUGCUCCUUUGUGUAUGGCUCGAAUUUGUUGGAAGAACGUAAGAUGCUGUGGGAGGAUCUUUGUUCUCAUUUUGAUUCGCCAAUAUAUAGAAGAUUGAGGUGGAUGAUCCUGGGCGAUUAUAAUGAAAUACUGUCAAGGGAAGAACAUGGGCAUUCGACAACUAACUCGAUCAAUUCAAGUGGAAUGAUGGAUUUUCAGAAUCUUGUACGAGAUGGGGUGUUAUGCGAUUUGGGGUAUCAUGGGCCUCUCUAUACUUGGUGCAACAAGAGGACUGAUGGUUUAGUUUGCAAAAAGUUGGAUCGUUUGCUGGAUUUGAAUCUUAGUAACCCAUCGGAGAAUGCUCAGAAGGAGGAGAAUGAUGCUUUCCAUAGAUGGGAAGCCUCGGCAAAUAUUGAAGAGAGGUACCUGUACCAGAAAUCGAAGUUGACCUGGAUGAAUGUAGGGGAUAAAAACACGAAGAUAUAUCAUCGGGCGGUUCAGGUCAGAGCUGCGAAGAAUGGGAUAAGGGAGCUUCAAGCUGAGGAUGGUACGAUAUCAACGGGGAGUCAGACUAUCAAGGAUUUAGCGGUCAAUCACUUUAACCAGUUUCUCAAUCAUGUUCUUGAGGAAAUCAGAGAAAUUCACUUGUCGGAGAUUUGUGAUUUGAUGGAGUUUCGAUGCACUUUAGAGGAUCAACGCAGUCUCACACAUGAAGUUACAGAAGCAGAGAUCAAAGGGGUUUUAUUUGCAAUGGCAACGAAUAAAUCGCCUGGGCCAGAUGGAUUUACUGUAGAAUUCUUUAAAGAUGCUUGGUCGGUCAUCAGAAAGGACCUUGUGGUGAGAAUACAGUCGUUUUUUACUAAGGGCUUCUUACCGAAAGAGCUUGUUUCUGGGUAUCAUUUGGAUUCAAUCUCCUCGAGGUGUGCACUUAAGAUAGAUGUGUCCAAAGCUUUCGAUUCAGUUCACUGGAAGUUCUUGUUGACAAUUUUGGAGGCGUUAAAUUUCCCCAUGGAGUUUGUUCAUUGGGUUCAUUUAUGUAUCACCACAGCAUCGUUUCAGUCCAAGUUAAUGAUAAAGCUGCGAAUCAAAGGAGAUUUUGAUUUCAUCCCAAGUGUUCUCGAUUACAGCUAA